This is a messenger RNA of Carya illinoinensis, 1700 nucleotides long. Its product is annotated as wall-associated receptor kinase 5-like. Lineage: Eukaryota; Viridiplantae; Streptophyta; Magnoliopsida; Fagales; Juglandaceae. The record is from RefSeq and is a predicted model, not a curated record. The transcript is spliced from 4 exons. Gene Ontology annotation, molecular function: ATP binding; protein serine/threonine kinase activity. Gene Ontology annotation, biological process: cell surface receptor signaling pathway; protein phosphorylation. Gene Ontology annotation, cellular component: plasma membrane. Bases 124 to 1395 code for a protein of 423 amino acids.
GCUCAAGAGCGCGAGAGAGAUAUUGAUGAGUGCAUUCGGAAACCAUGCCAUUCUAAUGCAACAUGCACCAACACUGAUGGAAAUUACACAUGUACUUGUCGACAUGGGUUCGAAGGAGAUGGGAUGGUGCCACCCGGAAUAGGUUGCAGAGCUAAAGAAAGCCAAUCUACAAUUAUUCCUAUUGCACUCGGUAUUAGCAUUGGCCUCUUAGUGCUCCUUGUUGGAAGUUCUUUGGUAUAUUGGUUACUACAGAAAAGAAAACUCGUUAAACUCAAAGAAAAGUGGUUCCAACAAAAUGGUGGCCUAAUGUUACAACAAAGACUUCCAAAUCAAACAGGAUCCAUGGAGACAACGAAAGUCUUUAGCACUGAAGAACUUGAAAAGCCAACCGACAAUUACAACAAAAGUAGAGUCAUUGGCCAAGGAGGCUGCGGUGUUGUUUAUAAAGGAAUAUUGUCAGAUAAUAGAGUGGUUGCGAUUAAAAAGUCCAAAAUUGGGGAACAAAGCCAGAUUGAGCAAUUCAUAAAUGAGGUGAUUGUGCUUACUCAAAUCAAUCAUAGAAAUGUUGUUAAACUAUUAGGUUGUUGUUUGGAAACAGAAGUGCCCAUGCUAGUCUAUGAAUUCAUCACAAAUGGGACGCUUUCUGAUCAUCUUCAUGAUAAAAGUCGAUCAUCCUUACUCUCAUGGGACAAACGUCUUAAGAUAGCAACAGAAACUGCAGGUUCCCUUGCAUACUUACAUUAUGAAGCUUCGAUGCCAAUUAUACACCAAGAUGUAAAAACUGCAAAUAUACUUUUGGAUGAAAACCACACAGCAAAAGUAUCAGACUUUGGAGCUUCAAGAAUCGUUCCUCUUGAUCAAACACAACUAACAACUUUGGUUCAAGGAACGUUUGGGUACUUGGACCCAGAAUACUUCCAUACUAGUCAUCUGACAGACAAGAGUGACGUCUACAGUUUUGGUGUUGUUUUAGCAGAGUUAUUGACAGGCAAAAAGGUUAUUUCUUUCGAUAGGCUUGAGAGUGAGAGAAAUCUAGCAACGUACUUUGUUUCUAUGGUAAAAGAUGAUCGUUUAGUAGAAGUUCUUGAUGACAACAUUCACAAUGGAAGUAACGUUGAGGAACUAAAAAAAGUUGCUAAUGUUGCAAAAAGAUGCCUAAGUGUUAAAGGAGAUGAUAGGCCUACUAUGAAGGAGGUGGCGGUGGAGCUUGAUGGAUUGAGAGUUCAGGGAAAGCAAGUAAGGAAGGAAGCUAAUCUCAACAAAAAAGAGAGUGAGUAUUCGCUUAGUGCAUCAGCACACUCUUUAAGCAUUGAUGUUGGGGUUGGCUAUUCUUCCACAGGUACCAUUGAUAGCAUGGGAAAUCAAGCACUAACACCAACAGAUGAUGGCAGAUAAUCCAUUAGUCAUGAUUAAACCACAAUCAGCCAGCAUCUUCCUCCAAGUCAACGAAUGAUGGUAGAUUUCAGUCUCUUUGCAUGCAGUGUUCAAGUUUUCUCCAUAUAGAUCUUUUUGUGUGUUAAAAGUUUUCUCUCAUGGUUUGCUUUGUAUUAUUGGGAGCUUUUGUAUGUACGAGUGAGCAAGUCCAAUACUGCAUAAUUAAUUAGGUGUCCGCUUUGAGGGUCCUUUCAUCAUGUGUGCUCUAAGUUUUUAUUUGUGAAUUAUGGAUAGAUUAAUUGUAACUUAAAUAUUAGUGUUUGGUG